Oncorhynchus tshawytscha (Chinook salmon) is the source of this 1239-nucleotide messenger RNA. RefSeq names its product nucleoplasmin. Gene Ontology annotation, molecular function: histone binding; RNA binding; chromatin binding. Gene Ontology annotation, cellular component: nucleolus; cytoplasm; nucleoplasm. Bases 672 to 1154 code for a protein of 160 amino acids. The transcript is spliced from 6 exons. Gene Ontology annotation, biological process: chromatin remodeling. Lineage: Eukaryota; Metazoa; Chordata; Actinopteri; Salmoniformes; Salmonidae. The record is from RefSeq and is a predicted model, not a curated record.
GAGCGAGACAGAGAAAGAGAGCGAGAAAGAGACAGAGCUCAUGAAGCAACAGAGUCUUUCCAGAGGAGGAGUGAAGGAAGAAGAAAACGACCCAAAGCAGAAGGAGAUGAUGAACUAGCCUAUAUUAAUACAACAGGCAGAGAGCACAAAAACACAGCAGGAGUCCUUUGUAAGUGGAGAUAAACAGUGUUGCUAUUGCACAACCGCUGCCUUUUCCACUGGCACCAAGAGACGACAACAGCUACUACAAACUGGGAGAGAACCAAGAAUAAAAGGAGAGAGUAAGAGUGGAGAGAGAGACAGUGGAAAGCAAACCAAUGACAGCUGGAGAAAGCUCACUUCGAGUCUGAUUUGUUUCCUUUCUGAAACCCAGAACAGACUGUACAGAGGACAGCAGUGCAGCGGGUGGGGUUUUGGUCAUCUCUUGGCUUCGAUGCUAAUCGCUACUUGAGGACUUCUCUGCUAACCCUAAUCCUGAAAAGACCGCUGGGUCGAGGAGGCGAGGUCACUACCUCUGUUUCACUGCUGGCUCCAACUCACCCAGCAACACACAGGGAACUCGCUCUCCACACUCACUCAGUUUUAUCCCUUUAUUUGUGGCUUCAGCAAAGUGGUCACAUCACACAACCUGCACCCAGAUACUACAGAGUUGCACCCCCAGUGUGAGGGACAUGAUGGAUGCCAGGGAGGAGAUGCUGACCCUGCUACAGAAGCUCUGGGCCAAACUGCAGGGUCUCCCCACCGCCAGCCCUCUGGAGAUGGGGGCCUUCGCUGUCCUCGUCCUCUUUAUCGGCUGUGAGCUGAAUGACACCCAGAGAAAUGCAGUGUUUGAAAUAGCGGAGGAUUUGUUGGAGCAUCAGUUCUUUAUCCGAACGAUGUGUCUGAGUGCAGAGGCCAGUAAGGAGAUGCAUGUGGUGGAGGUACAGGACAGAGUUGGGGAAUGCUGCAAGCCAGUGCCCAUUGCCACACUUCACCCUAUGUGCCAACCUAUGGUCAGUUUCAGUGGGUUUGAGCUCAAGCCACCUGUCCUCUUCAACCUUCGCUCUGGGCAGGGCCCCCUCUUCAUUUCUGGACAGCAUUUGACAUUGGUCUAUGAGGAGGAGGAGGAGGAGAAGGAGGAGGAGGAGAAGAAGGAGGAGAAGAAGGUCUUCUAAUCAACACCCCCACUUGAUCACAGUGGUCUUCAAUAACAUGAUCCAAUUUGAAGGACUUCAAUAAAACACAGCACAAAAAGUAGAA